Messenger RNA from Miscanthus lutarioriparius, 489 nucleotides. The record is from the annotation of a GenBank genome assembly. Lineage: Eukaryota; Viridiplantae; Streptophyta; Magnoliopsida; Poales; Poaceae.
AUGGAUGAAGAAAACGAUAGCUCUACGAAGAGCAUCACAAUGGAAAUGAAAGUAUACAUGCAUUGCGACGCUUGCGAGAAGAAAGUGCGCCGUACCAUCAGCAAAGUCGAAGGCGUCGAGACGAUAGAGGUGGACAGGGAAGAGAACAAGGUCACGGUGACAGGAGAUUUUGAGCCUGAGAAGGUGGUGAAGAAGAUCAAGAAGAAGACCGGGAAGAAGGUGGAGAUCUUGGCUCCCGAGGAAAAUGAGGACGAGGAAGGCAACGGAGAAGAAACUUACGUUCCUUACGGUGAUCCAUUGUUGUACCCUGCUGAUGCAGAUGUCCCCGAUGAGUUUGAGAGCUAUAGACCGGAAAGAUGGAACUUCCAUUACUUUGAUGACGAGAACGCACAAGCGUGUAUGGUUGCAGCUCCCACCAUGGCACCAUCUAUGAGAAAACAGAAUGCUCAGAAUGUUACACAGUUAAGAGCUAAUUUUGGGACUGAUUAG